AUGGUGGAUGCAUUUGAUAACCACGUUGACGAUGAUGGCCCAUCGGACUCGUUUCCCUUGAGGAUGCCACAGUCAGACCAGAGCAAUGGUGCUGCUCUGAACGACGGCAUGGGACUUGAGACAACCCUUGAUGCUAGCAUAGGGUCUAUGCCGAACGCUGAUCCAGGUGCGCUUCCACUGCCAUUUCAAGGACAUCCAGCGAUCCCGGCCUACGACAGCAUGAAUAGCGAAGUGCCAGACAUGUCCAUCCCUCAUGAAAAUCUCCUUUACCCGUUUCCGGAUCCAAGCGGAGUGAAUGAGUUCUGGCAGAUGCCCUCAGUGAAUUCUCAAUUCUGGUUCGAUGGAUCAGAUCUCGCUUGGAAUGAAAAUUUCUUCGACUCAAACUCGCCACUGCUGGACCAUGUAUUGCCAUCUUCUAUGCAAAGCCUGACUGCUGUGAUGCAAGAGUACUUCGACCGCAAAUCCAGAGCACCUUCACCCGCAUUCAACAAAGCUAGAAAGAUGUGGUACUCAGCUCCGCCGAAUCUGAACGACCACAACAAAGACAUUGUCAGAGUAUUUCUGAAAAUCUUUCAGAGACACAUACCCGAGACCUUCUCCCUAUUCAAAAACCCUGCUGUGAAUUGGAAGGGCCGAGCGGAGUACACCCUUGCAAUGGCGGCCACUGGAGGCCUGUUUUGUACCGUUCCUGGCAGUGCCGAAGUUGCCAAGUCAAUGUACAACGAUGCCCGAAGGCUUUUGCUGGCAUCUUUCAACAUGAAGAAUGUCCUCGACGAACUUUCCUCAACCCUAGAGGACAAACUCGUUACGGUGAAAACAUUUAUCCUUCUCGAAUUAUACGGCCUCUGUAGCGGUGACAAAAGAAGCUAUGAGUUCGUGGAAGCUUUCCAUGGAAACUUGAUACACUCAGUGCAAGAGUAUAGCCAAGCAUGGAAAGCAUCUGAGAUGAACGACAGAAGGGAAGACGACAGCGUCCGGCUUCUUGAAACUCUAUACAUACUCGAAGGUUACCGGGUCAUAAUUAUGCAGUGCCCACCAUCCUUACCGUGGCACCAUCCAGAUUCUUUUGCUGAGUCACCUCCUCCUGGGAGCCAAGUCGGCCGGCUGCAACGUCUGGUGGUAGACCUCACUCGUGGAGGUCCCACAACCGAACCUGAACUGUACAAAAAAUUCAGCCUAGCAAGUUUGUCAUACUUGUUUACUUUCCUAUGGCAUGCAAAAUAUCCCCGCCAGAACAGUUAUGGCGUUGAUAACAUCGUUAUCGAAAGUCUUACUCUGGGCAAGAGCGACUUUGUGGAACUAGCUUGUGACUCCUGGCUACACUCACUUGGUGAGGGGCCGGAGCCUUCGCACCUUGUGGUCUACCACAUGAUAAACAUCAUGCUUCACACAAACCUCGCGAUUCUACAAAGCUUCGCCCACUCUGCACCUAGUUCUGCAGCACGGGAUCCCAAGAAGAGCUUGGCUGCGCGAGAGAUUCACGGAUGGACUCAAAGCAGACAUUACAAGGUCGCACGAUGGCAUGCUGAAAAUAUGCUUUCAUCGGUUGAAGGAGCAUUCGUGACUUCAUUGAACAAGGCGGAGGCAGCAAAUCCGCAACAGAUUUCGUCACGGUCAACUUUCUCGGCCACAGAACCACGACGGUUGCCAUUCGAAGCGCCCCAUGUUCCAUAUGCCAUAUACUAUGCGACACUGGUUCUUUGGACCGGCGCAGCAACUGAAGAGACUGCUGGUUCAGCUUCUGUAUCGGCUCAGGCCUUGAUUGCACGUGGUGAACGAAUAUUGUUCCUACACAAAGUGCACAUUGCGCAGCUGCUAGCCCGUGUCUUGAAUGAGGUGAAAUAG
Cladophialophora psammophila CBS 110553 is the source of this 1845-nucleotide messenger RNA. RefSeq lists its product as uncharacterized. The record is from RefSeq and is a predicted model, not a curated record. NCBI's taxonomy places the organism in Eukaryota, Fungi, Ascomycota, Eurotiomycetes, Chaetothyriales, Herpotrichiellaceae. The transcript has 6 exons. The coding region runs from base 1 to 1845 and encodes 614 amino acids.